Chironomus riparius is the source of this 1974-nucleotide messenger RNA. The record is from the annotation of a GenBank genome assembly. NCBI's taxonomy places the organism in Eukaryota, Metazoa, Arthropoda, Insecta, Diptera, Chironomidae.
GUUUGUUAUCGCUAUAUAGGAAAAAGUGUUAUCACCACAGUUGCAUAUCUCGAAAUCUGUUCUUUAUAUGGUCUGGAUAAGUGAAUGAAGGAAUAAAACGAAUGAGAAAAACAAAUUUAAGUGUAAAAAAAAAAGAUAGAAAAUGAAGAAAUUAAAAUUGAUGAUUGCACUGCUACUAUCAGUACUAAUCGAGAUUUCUUCUACAAUAUCUAUCUAUUCAAUAAUUAGUGAUUCAGAGCACGUUUCAAACGAUAAUAAUCGCAUACCAAAGAAACUUCAACCAGUUGAACUAAUGGUAGAUACGACAAACUAUUUGGGCUUUACGAUUCUUGAUCUGCAUUCAAAACUCAAUAAAAAUAAUGUUGCGUUUUCACCAUGUGGUUUGAUGAGUGUUCUUGUAGCACUUUUUGAAGGAAGUGGCGGUAAAAGUGCAGUUGAGUUGAAGGAAGCUUUGAGAUUUCCACGUGAACGUGAUAUCGUGAGAAUUGGAACAAGAGAUAUUCAUCGGAGAUUAAGAAGCUACUUUUAUAAAAAGGAAAAUCUGUUAAGUGGCUUAAUAUUUAAUAAAGAAAACAUUACGAUAAAGCAAGAAUAUGAAACUGUAUUAAGAUUUUAUGGAUAUGAUCUCGAUGGAGCAACAAAUAUGUUAACAGACUCUAAAGUGGACGUUAAUGGAAUGGAAAAUGUGACAGAAUUAACAGAUUUUUCCACACCUACGGAAUCCAGCUCAACGUCAACUUCCUCAAAAAUGACAACAGAAAUACCGAUUACGAAUAUGUCAAGUACAUCAGUGACAAAUGUCAUGGGAGAAAAUGUUGAUGAAGAUUUAACAACAACACCUCAAUCAGAGGAAGCUUCUGAAGACGAUACAACCACAACAAAUAAGGCAAAUGGAACGGAUGAUGAAACUACGGAUGAUGAUGAAAACGAAAAUACAACGACUGUUGCAUCUUCUCGAAAACGACGUGGUAGAUUGGGACGUGGUUUGAAGGCAAAAAACCGUAGGGACAAGAAGCAAUCAUCACCGUCAACAUACGUUGCUCCAGAAAAUCGUGCGAUAAACAGACGCUCACGAUCUUAUGAAAUACUUGACUAUGAGAAUGAAUUUCAUUUGGAAGCAGUUACGCAAUAUUCUCCACUCAUGCCAUUGAGUACAACAUCCAUAAUACCUACCACUUCGAAAUCAUCGUCGUUAUCUUCCCACCACGCCUAUCAUGAGCACAAUCACCAUCAUCAUCAACCUUCAUCAACAGAAAAUCCAAUUCACACACCUAGGUCGACAGCAGCGGAAAAGCGUAGAAUUAACAAUCACAAGGACUUAUUUGAAAACGUGAACUCAGAUACGAUUGAACAUAUUUUCUAUCUCAAUGAGUAUGAGACAGUACGUGUACCAUACAAACUCUAUGAUACAGUAAUGAAAUAUGCUUAUAUAAAUUCACUUCAAUCAUCUUUUCUUGAAAUCGACUUAGACUCAGAAUACUACAACUUGAUUUUAAUCAUUCCUGAUUUCCAAGAUGGUCUUAAUACUCUAACGAGUAAGUUAAGAUCUCAUCCUGCAAAUACUCUAAGGUUCAUAAGAAACUCUAUGGAUUUUCAUUGGAUCAAGACAAUUGUACCCAAAUUUCAUCUUAAAGGAAACACAAUUCUAACCAGUGAUUUGCAAAACAUGGGAAUCAUUGACAUUUUUGAACCAACUAAAGCCGAUUUUUCAAUGAUGUCCGAUGAUGACUCUUUAUAUGUGAAAAAUAUUGAACAGAUGAUAAAUAUAAAUAUUCGAACUCAAUCAACACAACAGCUUAAAAAAAUAUCAUCGCUUUAUAAACGACCAACAGAAGUGCCUGUGAAUAUUCCUUUCAUCUAUUGUGUUGUGGAUAAAAAGCUUGACAUGAUUAUCAUACUUGGAAGGAUAAUUAAUCCACUAAACUCAAGAAUCCAGUAGGCAAAAGCCAAAUUUCUAAAGAAUAUUAUAAUUUU